AUGCGCUGCGCAUCACGGCCGCUCGUGCUAUGCGCACUUCCUCUGCGUGCACAGCGUUGUCAGCACAGCACCCCUGCGCCGGCGCCUGGAGAAUCGCCUUCAAAAGCAGCCCCAAAUGCCGAGGUGCGUGUGUCAACGGCGCCACCACCGACAACCUCGUCAUCGGCGGCACCUUCGGACUCUGCCACGGACCAGCACAGAGGCGCCGAUGUCCCCCAUCGAUCGCUCCAUCCUCGAGUCAAGCUGCGUGCCACAACGCAGGAGCGCCCUUACAAGCGGAGAGGGUUUGUAGCCUUCGAAGAGGCAGAGACGGGCGACGAGCAGCGGCCUCCCUUAGAGGACGGCUCUGCGCAAGUAAUCGCCCACUUCCCCACAGCUGCUGAGACGGGUGGCGCCGCCAUCCUCCCAGGCCAUCCGCGCUCCCACGCGCAAACGUCGCUCGCCACGCAGGAAGGCGGUUGCGGUCAGCUGAGUGACGCAGUGGAAGGAAACGAGGUUCAACAGUUCCUCGACGAGGUGCAGCGGCAGGUCGACGUUGCCCGGCACGCGCGCAACGAAGCCAUCCCAUUCCCCCAAAAGCCGGAGGCGAACAGCCCGUCGUUUCGCCGCAUCAAGUGGCACGCAAAAAUGAAGAUUGAGGUGCCCGACCCUGAUUACCCCACAUUUGCCCGCAAGGACCAAGUGAUGCAGCUGCCCCCAGCGCAGGAGCAUCCGUGGGUGCGCAAGAACACCCCGAUCGGUCCCUUUAUCGUUCACGGGGACGGGCAAAUCCACCAGACGGGCGGGACAGGGCAGGUCGACUUCGACGAUAGCUCGGUGAAUGAGAAGCUGCCGCAGUCGUACCGUGGGCUGCAGCAUCGGUCGACGCUGCAGCGGCAGCUCCCGCAGGACAACGGUCGCGUGCUUCAGGAGGCUGUCAUUAAGCACAGCUUCACGCUGACCGGGCGAGGCGUCUUCGCGACGCGGCGCAUUGCGAAGGGAGAGACAAUCAUGAUUGUCCAGAGCACCGCGCGCAACGUUGGUGUGAAGGGCGAACUGCAGCGACUGGAGGAGAUGUGCACAGAUAUCCUCAUCGCCUGCCGCGACGGCGACACGCGUGCGUGCGACUACCUGCACGACUGGAUUCUGACUGGGCAGCCCUCCUCAUUACUGGAGCACUGGCCUACCGCAAGCACGUCGCGCGUGAUGGACGCGAUUGGCGGGGCGGACGUGCUUCGCGCGCUAGAGCUGCACCCCAUCCACAUCGCGCGCAUGGCUGCCAUUAUCGACCUGAACAGUUUCCUUGUUGAGAGCAGCUUUUCGGAGCGCAAGGGCAUGGCCUAUUUUCCCGAGGCUGGCUUCCUGAAUCACAGCUGCGCGCCGAACGCGACGUACAACAUUAUGCCGGUGCACGUCUUUCGCGACACGGACUACUACCUGGAUGAGGCAACAAGGGUAACCGCGGCAGAGAGUGGGGAAGAAGAGGAUGUACAGGGUACCGCCAUGGCUGCUGACGACGCCGGCACGAGUUCCACGGCCGCCACAUGCCCCGCGCGCGCAGCACAGCGGCCGGCGGAAGUGGGAAACGUCUCGUCCAGCCAGGUUUCGGUUCGUGACGGCGUGCCACAAGGACAACGUCACGUGGCGUUCUUUGGCCGCGAGGAUCGCCUCGCGGCCUACCCGGACCUCACCGAGGCCGACGCCCCGGUGUAUCUCUUCUGCUGCCGGGCCGAGAAGAAGAUCGAGGCCGGGGAGGAGAUCGUCAUCAGCUACGUGCCCCCGCAGUGGUCCUUCGACAACCGGCAGUACGUCCUGCACGACCGCUAUCGGUUUUGGUGCAAGUGCCCCAAGUGUUCACCCGUGCUCGACAAGAAAUACGCGCGGGUGCCAAAGAUGAUUGUCGCGAUGGUGUUGGUAAGCAUCGUGCUUCAGAUCAUGGUCUUUCGGCAGCGCAGCCUCAAAAAUGCAGUGGACAAGGGCUACGAGCAGCUGGCGGCCAUGUCGGAAGAGGAGCGACUGGAAGAACUGCGUGCGUGCGGCAUCGACGUGGAGGAGAUCACAGCGAACGCUGUCGAGCGACGCAAGCAGCGGCGCGUCGGGCUGUUUGAGAUGCUCGAGGAGGACCGACUGAACCGCCUGUACGAGCCGGAGAACCGUGGUCCGAUGAACAUUGUCAACCUCAUGGACGCGCACGCAAAGCCCCCACGGUAG
Molecule: messenger RNA, 2190 nt
Organism: Leishmania major strain Friedlin
Lineage: Eukaryota; Euglenozoa; Kinetoplastea; Trypanosomatida; Trypanosomatidae
Exons: 1
Coding region: 1-2190 (729 amino acids)
Cellular component (GO): nucleus
Molecular function (GO): protein binding
Source: RefSeq, a predicted model, not a curated record